UUUCUUCAUUCAUCUCAAGAAACCAGCAAUUUGUUCUCAAUGGCGAUUAUCACCAAUGCUGCCAUUUUCCCUUCUCUCAAGCUCUCCAACCGAGCACCUCCAUCUUCUCAGAGCUCCAUGCUCUUCAAACCCAUUGGCUCAUAUCUCCAGCAGAGCAUCUUGAUCACUUCUAAGAGUUUUUCUCAACAACCCAACUCUGUUAAUCCCCUGUUCAAUCCAAUUCUUGGUUCCCACGAAGGUUCCAUGUCCUUGAAACCCAUGAGCUCAAAUCCUGAGAAGAGCAUUUUGAUCACUUCUAAGAGUUUUUCUCAACAUCAACCCAUCUCAGUUAAUCCCCUGUUCAAUCCAAUUCUUGAUGCCCAUGGAGAUGUCAUGAGAGCAAUUCCUAAUUUGGGUACCUUCGCCUCUGAUCAGCCCCUGUUCAAUCCCAGUGGUGAAGACUUCAAUCUCAAUGGUGAAGACCAAGAAGAUGUUAUUCUGAAUCUUUUCGUUCCAGAUAUUUUGAGUGCUAAAGGGAACUUGAGUGCAGCUAUAUCAGAAAAGGCUAAUCUUUUGUGGCAGAUAUACCAGAGAAUGAAUAUACAAAAUCAAAUAAAUGGAGAAGCAAUCUCUUUCAUUGAUGCCCAUGAAGGUAAUAUUCUUGAUGACCAUGAAGGAUACCUCAAUGGAUGGAGGAACAAAUAUGGAAGAGGAAAGUGGCUAGUUUUGCUACUGGAGGAUCCAAGUCAUACCGAGGAAUUAGUUUCAACAACAAUACCAGCGAUUUUUCCAUAUUUAACUGCCUGGAAUGCAAGGAUACUGUUGGAAAUAUCUCGUCAACAAGGAUAUGCAGUUGUCAUCGUGGCUGCCAGGCUGGAGCAUGCUGUGGUCUAUGUGCAAGAGAUGAGAGGCUACGGACUGAGAGCAGACUUUGUGCAAUCUAAAAAGUGACAUGAAUUGGUUCGAAAAGGACGGGGGGAGUUUUUCGUCAAUUUCUGUCAAUCUUCGCUGUGACAUUUUGGACAAUAGAGAGAACAUGGAGAGUGUAUCAAAGACAGGGAGAGUUGAGAUGCUGCGACUGUUAUGUACAUCUUUUGGCAUUAACUAGAUA
This is a messenger RNA of Asparagus officinalis (garden asparagus), 1090 nucleotides long. RefSeq lists its product as uncharacterized. The transcript has 8 exons. Lineage: Eukaryota; Viridiplantae; Streptophyta; Magnoliopsida; Asparagales; Asparagaceae. The record is from RefSeq and is a predicted model, not a curated record. Bases 40 to 930 code for a protein of 296 amino acids.